Brachypodium distachyon (stiff brome) is the source of this 2580-nucleotide messenger RNA. Its product is annotated as beta-fructofuranosidase 1. The transcript has 7 exons. The coding region runs from base 272 to 2311 and encodes 679 amino acids. NCBI's taxonomy places the organism in Eukaryota, Viridiplantae, Streptophyta, Magnoliopsida, Poales, Poaceae. The record is from RefSeq and is a predicted model, not a curated record. Gene Ontology annotation, biological process: carbohydrate metabolic process. Gene Ontology annotation, molecular function: beta-fructofuranosidase activity.
UUCCUUUUCUUUCCCGACUCGUCCGGCGGCUAUGCUUCCUCCAAAACAAAUGCAUGGCUCAAGAAGUUCAUCGUGACACUGCACCACCUGUCUCGUCCAAACAAGGCUUUAGCUCGCUCUAUAUAUUGCCCGCCUCCGUCGUGUCCGUGAAAGACACAGCAUAAAGUGCUCGCUGGCUCGAUCGAUCUCCACGGGACGCUUCUCCGCGUAUACGCGCAAGUGCGUGCAUCUCGUCAACCAUUAGCUCAAGCCUAGCGCGCACCGCGCAGCGAUGAUCCCGGCAGUCUCAGCGUUCAUGGACGACGACGACGCCGGCAUCGGCGUCCACGACGACCCCGCGGCCGGCGAGAGCACGCACGCGCCGCUGCUUCCGGAGACCAGCCUUCAGGGCCGGCGUGCCCCCGCGAGGCAGAAGCCGCAGCCGUCGUCGUCGAGCGUGCUCCCGGCCAUCGCGUGGACGGCCGUGCUCCUGCUCGCGCUCGCGGGGCUCGUGUCCUACGGCAGGCCGCAACAACGCCAUGGCGGCGUCGCUGAUCCAAUGGAGGACGACGAGGUCGCAGGCGCGGGCCUCGCGGUGGAGGUUGCCGCGUCCCGGGGCGUCGUGCAGGGCGUGUCGGAGAAGUCCGCCGGCCCGGCGCUCCUCGAGGCCGGGCGCGCCUUCGACUGGACCAAGGGGAUGCUGGCGUGGCAGCGCACGGCGUUCCAUUUCCAGCCCCAGAAGAACUGGAUGAAUGAUCCCAACGGUCCAUUGUACUACAAGGGAUGGUACCAUCUGUUCUACCAAUGGAACCCGGACGCGGCGGUGUGGGGGAACAUCACGUGGGGCCACGCCGUGUCGCGCGACCUCAUCCACUGGCUGCACCUGCCGCUGGCCAUGGUGCCCGACCACUGGUACGACAUCAACGGCGUCUGGACCGGCUCCGCCACGACGCUCCCGGACGGCAGGAUCGUCAUGCUCUACACGGGCGCCACGGAGGAGAUGGUCCAGGUGCAGCUCCUGGCCGAGCCGGCCGACCCGUCCGACCCGCUGCUGCUUCGGUGGGCCAAGUCGGAGGCGAACCCGAUCCUGGUGCCGCCGCCGGGCGUCGGGCUCAGCGACUUCCGCGACCCGACCACGGCGUGGCUCAACCCGACCGACUCCACGUGGCGGAUCACCAUCGGGUCCAAGAACCCGGAGCACGCCGGGCUGGCGCUGGUGUACAAGACGACGGACUUCGUGCACUACGACCUGCUGCCGUCGCUGCUGCACCUGGUGCACGGCACGGGGAUGUGGGAGUGCGUGGACUUCUACCCGGUGUCCACCACCAGCAGGCCGGGCGGCGAGAUCGGGCUCGAGACGUCCGUGCCGCCGGGGCCUGGGGUGAAGCACGUGGUCAAGGUCAGCCUCGACGACGACAGGAACGACUACUACGCCAUCGGCACCUACGACGCCAAGGACGACACAUGGACGCCGGACGACGCCGCCAUCGACGUCGGGAUCGGGCUCCGGUACGACUACGGCAGGUUCUACGCCUCCAAGACCUUCUACGACCCCGUCGGCCGCCGGCGCGUGCUCUGGGGGUGGAUCGUCGAGACCGAUAGCGAGCGUGCAGACAUCCUCAAGGGCUGGGCAGGCCUCCAGUCAGUUCCGAGGACGGUUCUCAUGGACACGAAGACAGGCAGCAACCUGCUCCAGUGGCCGGUGGUGGAGGUGGAGAACCUCCGGAUGCGCGGCAAGAGCUUCGACGGCCUGGCCGUGCCGCCCGGCUCCGUCGUGCCCUUGGACGUCGGCAAAGCAUCACAGUUGGACAUCGAAGCGGCCUUUCAGGUACAUCUGGACUCGUCGGUGGCCGGGGGAGCGGAGGGGGCAGAAUCGUACAACUGCAGCGCGAGCGCCGGCGCGGCGGGGCGAGGCGUGCUCGGCCCGUUCGGGCUCCUCGUGCUGGCCGACGAGGGCUUGUCGGAGCAGACCGCCGUCUACUUCUACCUGGUCAAGGAUGCCAACGGAAAAUUCACCACUUUCUUCUGCCAAGAUGCGCUCAGGUCGUCAAAGGCGAACGAUCUCGAUAAGAAAGUAUACGGCAGCUUGGUCCCUGUACUUGAUGGAGAAAAUCUGUCAGUAAGAAUACUGGUUGAUCACUCCAUAGUGGAAAGCUUUGCUCAGGGCGGGAGGACUUGCAUUACAUCGCGCGCCUACCCUACAAAGGCGAUCUAUGACUCUGCCAGAGUCUUCCUCUUCAACAACGCGACAAAUGUUAACAUCACCGCGAAAUCACUCAAGAUCUGGGAGAUGAACUCAGCUUACAUCCGUCCAUAUCCAAGUUCUGUCUAAGCAGAAUGGCAAACAAUGCCUGUCUGAGUUGUUUAUAUGUUCUCUGUAGCAUAGCAGUUCUUUAUUUUUCAUUACUUCUUUGGAAAGUAUAAUAACGGGCAACGAAGCCAUUGGUGGACCACAGAAUGUAUUUUUGACACACACAAAAGUUGGAUUUUGUAUGUAGGAAUAAUGUGUUCAAAUAACUUGGGGCUUCACAAAAUGAAAUAAUAUGUCUCCUUUCAUUCAUCAUAUACUUUGUGUAAAAGGAAACACAUAUACUUUGCAAA